CGUUGCACUUGCUUGCUCCCCCGCUCCGUUCCGUUCCCGCCUCCCGAGGGCGCGCUCCACCACCACCGCCCGCCGCCUCCUCCUCCUCCUCCGCCGUCCCCGGCCUCCCCACCUCUCUCGAGCCAAGAUAAGCCGGAUCGGAAUGCUGACGCGUGCGCCUCCCCCUUGUGUGUUUCCCAUCCAGCCGGCGCCCCGCCCCGUGAUGGUCGCCGCUGCGCCGCUCGCGCUCGCGCUCCCGCUCCCGACCUCGCCGGCGCUCCCGCUCCGCGGCGUCCCGCCCGUGGCCGCGCGCCCCAUCUCCCACCGCCCCGCGCUCGCGCCGGUGCCCUCCGUCCUCCUCUCGCCCCCGCGGACCGCAGCCUCCUCGCGCCCCCCGGCGGACGACGUCCCCGACGGCGAGUCCUCGCACCUCCUCGCCGUCCCAGUCCCCGCCCCCAUGGACCCCGCCAUCGCCGAAGAUGCAGCCGUCGCCAAGCAGGUGCCCGAAGUGGCGCCGCGCCCGCCGGAGCGGGAUUUCGCCGGCACGCCCUACGUCCCCGUAUACGUCAUGCUCCCUCUUGGGGUGGUGAAUGUCAGCGGCGAGGUGAUGGACGCGGACGAGCUGGUGGGCCAGCUGCGGGUGCUCAAGGCAGCUGGGGUGGACGGGGUCAUGGUCGACUGCUGGUGGGGGAACGUCGAGGCGCACAGGCCGCAGGAGUACAACUGGACUGGCUACAAGCGCCUCUUCCAGAUGAUCAGGGAGCUCAAGCUCAAGUUGCAGGUUGUCAUGUCAUUCCAUGAAUGUGGUGGCAAUGUUGGAGAUGAUGUGUCCAUUCCUCUCCCACAUUGGGUAACAGAGAUUGGAAGGAGCAACCCGGAUAUCUACUUUACUGACAGGGCAGGAAGGCGUAAUACCGAGUGCUUAUCAUGGGGAAUUGAUAAGGAAAGGGUUCUACAAGGCCGAACAGCUGUGGAGGUAUAUUUUGACUUCAUGCGAAGCUUCCGAGUGGAGUUUGAUGAGUAUUUUGAGGAUGGGAUCAUCUCAGAAAUUGAGAUUGGACUAGGGGCUUGUGGAGAGCUGCGGUAUCCAUCUUAUCCAGCAAAACAUGGCUGGAAAUACCCUGGCAUUGGAGAAUUUCAGUGCUACGACAGGUACUUACAGAAAAAUUUGAGAAGAGCGGCAGAAGCACGAGGACAUACUAUAUGGGCAAGAGGGCCAGACAAUGCUGGGCACUAUAAUUCUGAACCAAAUCUCACUGGGUUUUUUUGUGAUGGAGGAGAUUAUGAUAGUUAUUAUGGCCGUUUUUUCCUCAACUGGUACUCUCAGAUGUUGGUGGAUCAUGCAGACCGUGUCCUGAUGUUAGCAAGGUUGGCUUUUGAGGGUUCAAGCAUAGCUGUUAAGGUUUCUGGAGUGCACUGGUGGUACAAAACUGCCAGUCAUGCUGCUGAAUUAACCGCUGGUUUUUACAACCCAUGCAACCGUGAUGGCUAUGCUCCAAUUGCUGCAGUAUUGAAGAAAUAUGAUGCUGCUUUGAACUUUACAUGUGUUGAAUUGCGCACUAUGGAUCAGCAUGAGGUAUACCCUGAGGCAUUUGCAGAUCCAGAGGGCCUGGUAUGGCAGGUGCUAAAUGCUGCGUGGGAUGCUGGGAUACAAGUGGCCAGUGAGAACGCUCUACCUUGCUAUGAUAGAGAUGGAUUCAACAAGAUUUUGGAGAAUGCCAAACCACUGAAUGACCCAGAUGGACGGCAUUUGUUUGGAUUCACCUACCUGAGGCUUAGCAAAGUUCUGUUUGAGAGGCGCAACUUUUUCGAAUUCGAGCGCUUUGUCAAGAGAAUGCACGGUGAGGCGGUUCUUGAUCUGCAAGUAUAGAUUGCUAGCGUAUUACAUACACAUAUACAAGUGAUUCUGAUUGGCUUAGGCCUUAAGGCUUACAUUUUUGCUCUUUCCUUUUUGUUUCGUAGGUAGUAGUAUCAGCUGAUUUUGACCUGUUACAUAGAACUCGCUGCUCUAUUUGUAAAGGCUAUUUCUAUAUACAUAUAUACCCAAGUUUUGAAGAAGGAAGACAGGUGGGUUUACUUGAA
Messenger RNA from Panicum virgatum (switchgrass), 2061 nucleotides. Its product is annotated as beta-amylase 2, chloroplastic-like. Bases 143 to 1849 code for a protein of 568 amino acids. Gene Ontology annotation, biological process: polysaccharide catabolic process. The record is from RefSeq and is a predicted model, not a curated record. The transcript is spliced from 9 exons. Lineage: Eukaryota; Viridiplantae; Streptophyta; Magnoliopsida; Poales; Poaceae. Gene Ontology annotation, molecular function: beta-amylase activity.